UCUGCGCAUAGGUAGCUAGCUAGCGCCUAUUGUGUGUGUGGGAGGAGCUGAUUUCCUACGAUUGUCUGGCUGCGCUCAUGUUGGGUUCAUUUCUCUAAAGUUGCGUUCUCGUGACAGAUUGCGUCGCGGAGGAUUGCGCGUCGAGACAGCCACGGACACCGGGUCGCGCUUGUUUCUGAUAUCAACAUUUAUUUUAUUUAUCCUUUCUUGGUUUCUUUCAAGAUGACAGAAGAAAAGAAUGUUCGACAUUUAAAGCUGGUGACUGACCAGCUUCUGUGGGAUUUGAUGUCACCUUUAGAUUGGUUCAACUGAAGAUGGAAACACUGGAGUCCGAGCUGACAUGUCCAAUCUGCCUGGAAUUGUUUGAGGAUCCCCUCCUGCUGCCCUGUGCCCACAGCCUGUGCUUCAACUGCGCUCACCGCAUCUUGGUCUCGCACUGCUCCAGCACCAAGCCCCUCGAGUCCAUCUCCGCCUUCCAGUGCCCUACCUGCCGCUACGUCAUCACGCUGAAUCAGCGUGGCCUUGAGGGCUUAAAGCGCAAUGUGACACUGCAAAACAUCAUUGACCGCUUCCAGAAGGCCUCCAUCAGCGGAUCCAACUCACCCAACGAGAGUCGCCGGCUGCGGCCUUACAGUGCCACGCUCAGUGGGAGUGCGCGGGGCAGCCCCGCCAGUAGCGCCAUGUCGCUAGAGCGAGUUGGCUGCCAGUUCUGUGAUCAGGAGCCACCAAGGGAGGCAGUGAAGACCUGCGUGACAUGUGAGGUGUCGUACUGUGACCGCUGCCUGCGGGCGACGCACCCCAAUAAGAAGCCCUUCACCAGCCAUCGUCUGGUGGAGCCGGUGGCAGACGCUCACUUACGUGGGCUGGCCUGCCUGGAGCAUGAGAAUGAGAAGGUGAACAUGUACUGCGUGGUAGACGACCAGCUAAUCUGUGCUCUCUGCAAGCUGGUGGGACGACACCGUGAGCAUCAGGUCACAUCACUUAGUGAGCGCUUCGACAAGCUUAAGGCUUUUCAAGUGAGCCCUGCCAGAGUUUCUGAAGCGGUUAUGGAGGCAUCAAAGACAAGCGCUGCGCAAACCCUGGAGAAUAACUUAACCAAUCUGGUAAAGAGGAACAGUGAGCUGGAGAACCAGAUGGCCAAACUCAUCCAGAUUUGCCAACAGGUGGAGGUGAACACAGCCAUGCAUGAAGCCAAGCUGGUGGAGGAGUGUGAUGAAUUGGUGGAGAUAAUUCGCCAGAGGAAACAGGUCAUUGCUGUCAAGAUCAAAGAGUCCAAGGUGAUGAAGCUGAGGAAGUUGGCACAGCAGAUUGCGAACUGCAGACAGUGUCUGGAGCGCUCUAGUGCCCUCAUCACCCAAGCUGAGCACAGCCUGAAGGAGAAUGACCACGCCCGCUUCCUGCAGACAGCCAGGAAUGUGGCUGAGAGAGUUGCCAUGGCCACCGCCUCUUCCCAGGUCCUCAUCCCAGAUGUCAAUCUGAAUGACGUCUUUGACAAUUUUGCCCUUGAUUUCUCCAGGGAAAAGAAAAUCCUGGAAGGACUGGAUUACUUGACAGCACCCAACCCUCCCUCUAUACGUGAAGAGCUCUGCACCGCCUCUCACGACACCAUCACAGUGCACUGGACCUCUGAAGAUGAAUUUAGCGUCACCUCCUACGAGCUUCAGUACACCAUCUACACUGGCCAGACUAACUUUAUCAGUCUGUAUAACUCUGUAGAUAGCUGGAUGAUCGUGCCCAACAUCAAGCAGAAUCACUACACAGUGCACGGUCUGCAGAGCGGCACUCGUUACAUCUUUUUCGUCAAGGCCAUCAACCAGGCAGGCAGCCGAAACAGUGAACCUGCUCGCCUCAAAACCAACAGCCAGCCUUUCAAACUGGACCCCAAAACGGCCCAUAAGAAGCUACGUCUGUCUAAUGACUGUCUGACCAUGGAGAAAGAUGAAAGCUCUCUGAAGAAGAGCCACACUCCAGAGCGCUUCAGCGGGACCGGAUCCUAUGGUGCAGCUGGUAACAUCUUCAUUGACAGUGGCUGCCAUUAUUGGGAGGUUUUACUGGGAGCCUCCACUUGGUACGUUAUUGGUGUGGCCUACAAGUCAGCGCCCAAAAAUGAAUGGAGUGGUAAAAACUCGUCGUCUUGGGUUUUCUCACGCUGCAACAACAACUUCCUGGUGCGGCACAACAAUAAGGAGUCGCUCGUGGAGGCAUCACUGCAGUUGCGCAGGGUGGGGGUGCUGCUGGACUACGACAAUAACUCCCUGUCCUUCUACGACGCCAUGAACUCCCAGCACAUAUACACUUUUGAUGUUUCCUUCCUGUUGCCGGUGGCUCCCACCUUCAUGAUCUGGAGUAAGUCACUGAUGAUCAUGUCAGGGCUGCCCGUGCCAGACUUUGUGGAUUGCAGCGAGCAGCAAGAAGGCAUUUGUCGCCAACAGGAAUCACCUUAUGUGUCUGGAAAGAAGAGCUGCCACUGAGACAUUGGGCAGUGAUUAUUUCCAGGGCUUGCCCGAUGUGUUCCUCAACCUUCCUCUGCCUCCAGUUUGGCAGGUUUACAUAGCUGGGGUGAAGCUGCAAGUGCAGCAUGGAUUAAGGAUGUGUAGAUGUUGCCGAUAGUUUUGGUCACAUAUAGAAGCGUUAUAUGACGGCAAGUCCUGUUUUUAUGAAUUCUCUUAACUAAAACAGUUUAAAUUGUAAAUUAUUUAUGACUAAUACAUUGGUUUGCUUUUUUUGUCAGUGUCAGUGUAUCCCUAAAAGCACUUUUUAGAGUUGGAACUUAAUGUCCCUCUGUUGAAAAGAUUUGCUAAUUUUGAGACAGGGCUGGACUUCCUUUUGGAUAGAAUAUAGUAGAGUAUAUUAGAUAAAAAAGGAUGCGAAUUUGGUGUUUCUACUAAGGGUUACAUUUGUUAUCUGAUUGGUCUAUAUACUCUUUUCAUAUUCAGGGAGAAUAAGAUGAUUCUUUAGAUGAGAUAAUAGCAUGAUAUGUAUUUCCUCUGUGAUUUGUUCUCACUAUCUCAGUUUCUGGUUUUGUUUUUUGUGAGAAGCAUGAGGCACAAAAUCCCCUGCCGUUUUUUUAACAUGUAUCUUUAAUAAUUGGUAUAUUAUUAUUACUAAUGUUCCACACAAUUCCAUACGUCGAUGUGUUAUAUCAUUGACAUGUUUUCAACCAAACCAUCAAGAACGGAAUUUUAAGACAACAGUGAAUAUUAUGCAGAUAUUUGUCAUAGAUCCAUUCAUUCAAAAAUAUUUAAAAGAAAGAUCAACGAUCAGCAACAAAAAAUGUUUUUGGCUUGGUUUUUCAUUUGCAGUUACAAAUGAACUUCCUAAACAAAUAUUACUGCAUUCUCCCAGCGUAAAGUAUUCUAUGCCAUCAAGUGCAUUUAUUUUAUACGGCCAUAAGAAUAUAACAUUUAUGGCUGUUAUGAAUCUUACAUGAUCUUCCUGAGUGUUAUAUUUAGGGCUAUAAUAAGGACACCCAGAGCUGGGUUGAGAUGACGACAAUCACUUGUACUCCUGCAGGCAAAAAAAUCAAGUGUGUAGCAAGAGAUUUUUGCAAUAGCAUGGUAAACUUGAGAUACUUCUUGAAAAAAUGGUUUGAAUUCAUUUGAAUGCCAGUUCGGUGUAAAUAUACAGUACAGAUUGGGAAGUGUACAGUACAUACUACUGAUGCCACUGUCCUGCGGCAGUUUUUGCUUCAGAUCAGUGAUGUUUCCCUCUUUUCUCAGCUGAAUGUUAGUGACUGGUCUGUUUUAGUUACUUUUUAUUUUUCUGAUUGAAAGUACAGAGCAUUUUACCAUCAGAUUCACUUUGCCUACAUUUACACAUCUCUUUCCAACACAUGCUUUGUUUUCAACAGGCUUUUUUUUUCUUUAUGAGUUUCUGAAGAAUGUUCAGCUGGAGAGUUCAGGCUUUGUUCAUAACACUAAAGGUUAUACAAACAGCCGUUUACCUCACUCCUUCCAUUGGUUGAACCUCUUUUGUUAGCCUCAAUUACAGACAUGAAAAAUCAGAAAUGUUGAUUUUCCACUUUUCCACUUUGCUCUUUAUAGACUCUCUAAAGAAUCUAGCAAUAAUAAGCCCUCAACAACACACUUCAAUAGUCUAUGAAGAGUAAGGGGUCGUUCAGACUGUACUCGUUCUUGCAAUUAAAAAAAGCUUGAUGUAGCGCAACGAAUGGAAAAUAAUUCUCAAUAUGUGAAGCGGCUCGCCUGUGCAAGAUCUGGCCUAUUGGUCAAAGAUUCCCAUCUAAUUUAUAUUUACAUAGAAAAACUAUUCAAAAAUAGUGCAGUAGAUGCAAAAACACAUUUGGUGUGAACAGCCUCUUGCUGAGGCCUUACUUAGCAUUGAGAGUCCUGCCAUUUGUAAUGGUUUGUGGUGAAUAGCUACAAUGGGAUGGCCUGUUACAUGCUACAAGUAGUUUGAGAUGGGUUUAAAUCUUGGAACCAUUUUUUUAUUUUUUUGGUCUUGCUGGGUCUCGGGCAGAAAAUCAUUAGUGGAACAUACUUCUCAAUUGUCAUUUAAAAAAUUUUAAACUAGUUUUUUAGACAUUUUUAAUGAGUUCUACACUGAUGAAACAGCAAUCAAUAUGGGAGACAUAUGGCACAGUCACGUUGAACCAUUGUAAGUGUUUUUCCUGUGUAAGAACAUCUCCUUAUGUCCAUUACUGCUCUGUAUCUCUCAGUCAGUUACUCACUAGUUCUGCUGUCACUGUCCAUCCACUGGCUAGCUGCUACAGCAGCCGCUGUCAUGUGUCUUGGCCUGGAUGUGUCUUGCUUUUUGGCUAAAAAUUACAACCCUCCAUGUAUGACGGGAAGUCUUCAACAUUAUCAUUUAUCAUUGAUGAAAUAUCCGUAGGCAAAUCUGUUUGAGAUUCGCUUUUUUUUUUUUUUUUUUUUUUUU
This is a messenger RNA of Myxocyprinus asiaticus (Chinese sucker), 4893 nucleotides long. Its product is annotated as probable E3 ubiquitin-protein ligase MID2. The coding region runs from base 315 to 2471 and encodes 718 amino acids. Gene Ontology annotation, molecular function: zinc ion binding; protein binding. The transcript has 11 exons. NCBI's taxonomy places the organism in Eukaryota, Metazoa, Chordata, Actinopteri, Cypriniformes, Catostomidae. The record is from RefSeq and is a predicted model, not a curated record.